UCUCCGGAUGUUGGGCUUGCUUUAUUUGCCAGUAUAUCUGGCAGGUCAGCAUGAUUUGGUGUAGUGACACAAGAUGUUGUAAGUCCAGCAUUGUGAUUCGACAUCUUUUUUGAGAUCAAGCUCCAUUGUGUCCCUUGCCAAGACAGCUUGAAUUCUGAUAUCCGACGGCACUGUAACAUUGAGCUAUAUUCGUACUGUAUACACGCGGCUAUGCGUGCAGAGGACGACUACAACGCUCUGCUACUGCGGUCAAACAUUACAUAUAGCCACACCUCGCCUACCAUAUGGCUCUCUCUACGCAACUCGACUCAUUUGUCUCAAUACAUCAUCAUCUAUCCUCGAUUGAACAUACUCAUAAUGGCGUUCAAGACAAGCUCAAUUCUCUUCGUCACCUUCAGCAUCGCUGCCCAGCACGGCGCCUAUGCUACUCCUGAAGUAUCUACCAUGACUAUGUACGAUGGUGGUUCGGUUACCGGAACAACCAUCUUGACCACUCCUGCCUCGACUGCAAGCUCAAUCUCGGACACGACCUCAGACACGACCACUUCUUCCCAGUCGCUUUCAGCCCCCUUCACCGUCCAAUUCACGACCAUGAGCUCCAGCUCCAUCAUGUCCAUGUACACAAGCGCCAGCUCCAGCGUCAUGAACGACAUGAUGUCCUCGAUGAAUUCUGCAAUGUCUUCGGCAAUGGACAGAUGCAACAAUUACCUGACAUAUGCCAACUACUAUGUCAGUGUCAACGAGGGAUCAAUUACUGUCAGUGGAACUGCUACUGACACUGAAGCCUCGGCUUCUGCUUCUACUACGACCAAGACUAUGAAGACUAGCGACAAGACGAGCAAGACUAGUGGCAAGACGUCCGGUACUGGUUUCAAGACGAGCAACACUUCUUCCAAGACCACGCUGAAGAGUACUGCGAAGACUAGCAAGACUAGUUCUGGGAAGACGAGCAAGACUGAGUCGGCUACUACAGCUGCUGCUACUACUACUACUACUACUACUUAGUGUCUGUGACGACACGGACAGAGACAGCAGG
Molecule: messenger RNA, 1036 nt
Organism: Aureobasidium subglaciale EXF-2481
Lineage: Eukaryota; Fungi; Ascomycota; Dothideomycetes; Dothideales; Saccotheciaceae
Exons: 1
Coding region: 211-1005 (264 amino acids)
Source: RefSeq, a predicted model, not a curated record